Brenthis ino (lesser marbled fritillary) is the source of this 6036-nucleotide messenger RNA. NCBI's taxonomy places the organism in Eukaryota, Metazoa, Arthropoda, Insecta, Lepidoptera, Nymphalidae. The record is from the annotation of a GenBank genome assembly.
AUGGAGGAUGAAAAUGAAUAUAAGAAAUUACCGACAGAAGAAAAAUGUGUUCACAAACUAUGGAAAGCAAGAGUUGCUGGAUAUGAAGAAGCUAUUAAAUUGUUUAAUCAGAUUGAUGAUGAGAAAUCACCAGAGUGGAACAAAUUCUUAGGUCUAAUAAAGAAAUUUGUAACAGACAGUAAUGCUGUUGCACAAGAAAAAGGUUUGGAAGCAGCAUUAGUGUUUGUGGAGAAUUGCGGUCAUGCCGGCAAAACUACCGGCGAGGUGAUGUCCGGUAUUGUAGCCAAAUGUAUUGCAGCGCCUAAGACUAAGACUAAAGACCUUGCUUUACAGGUAACUUUAAUGUACAUUGAGAUUGAAAAACAUGAGAUUGUUGAAGAAGAACUCCUAAAAGGCAUGGAACAGAAGAAUCCUAAAGUAGUAGCAGCAUGUGUUGCGGCGUUAAACACUGCUCUCAAACAAUUUGGUAAUAAAGUGAUAGCUAUAAAGCCGAUGGUCAAGAAAAUUCCAAUCUUACUCGCCGAUAGAGAUAAGGGAGUGAGAGAUGAGAUGAAAGCACUAGUCAUUGAAAUGCAUAGAUGGAUCGGAGCAGCAAUAGAACCCCACAUAGCGUCUCUUCAAGCGGUGGUGCAGCAGGAACUGCGUGAGGCUUUCGGUAGUACUGGCAGUGCGUCGCCCACGCGCUAUCUCCGCUCGCAGCAGAGCCGUGUGCGUGCUACGCCUGCAAAUGAUGCUACUGAUGGUGGAGCAGACGAUGAAGAUGCAGAGACAGGUUGUGGAGACUCAGCAGAUGUAGAUCCUUAUGACCUUCUGGAUCCUGUGGAAAUACUGUCCAAGUUACCCAAAGACUUCUAUGAAAAACUCGAAAAUAAAAAAUGGACUGAGAGAAAAGAGGCUCUAGAUUCUUUGGACAAUCUCUUAAAAAAUGCCCCUAAGUUGGAACCUGGUGAUUAUGCUGAUUUGGUCAGAGCUUUGAAAAAGGUGAUAUCGAAGGACACUAACGUGAUGCUGGUAGCGCUUGGCGGGCGGCUAUUGGGAGCGCUGGCAGCGGCCCUGCGUCACCGCUUCGCGCCCUACGCCGUGGCCUGCGUGCAGGCCAUACUCGACAAGUUCAAGGAGAAGAAACCCAAUGUUGUCUCCGCACUGAGGGAGGCCAUAGACGCUAUAUACCCCUGUACAAACUUAGAAGCGAUCAUGGAAGACAUGCUAGCAGCUUUCGACAAUAAGAAUCCGUCAAUCAAAGCCGAGAGCGCGAUAUUCCUAGCGCGAGCGCUGUGCCACACUCAGCCCGCUGCGUUCAAUAAGAAGUUGGUCAAGGCUUAUGUUGCUGGGUUGUUGAAACUGAUUGAAAGUGCAGAUCCGGUGGUCAGAGACGCAGCAGCAGAGGCGUUGGGAACCGCUACGAAGUUAGUGGGCGAGAAGAACAUUGCACCUCAUAUUGGAAAAUUGGACAACUUGAAAGAACAAAAGAUUAAAGAGUUUGCUGAAAAGGCAGAAAUCAAAGUUAAAGUAUCGGCCCCUAAGAAAGAAGCUAAACCAAAAGCCCCCGUUGGAAAAGGAGACACUAAGCCCGCUGCGGGCUCGGCUCAGCCCAAACCAGUGAAACGGCCUGCCUCUGCAAAGAAACCAGCAGUAAAGAAAGCUCCAGCACGCAGUCAGCCCACUCCGCCGCGGGAGCAGGAGCUCUCCCCGGAAGAGAUAGAUGCCAGAGCCGAGCAGCUGUUCACACCGGAUGUUAUAACUGGGCUAGGAGACGGUAACUGGAACAGUCGUCUUGCAGCAGUUCAGUCAUUCCACUCAACAGUGCAAAGUCUCACUCCAGCUGACACAACAUCUCAAGUCCUAUACAGAAUCCUAAACAAAAAGCCAGGCUUAAAAGACACUAAUGUACAAGUACUAAAAGCUAGGUUGGAAGCCUGUAAAUAUAUUACUGAGAACUACCCAGUUUCCACUACAGCAGCAGAUUUCGUUCUCCAAGACAUAGUAACGAAACUUGGUGAGAGCGCUUGUUCAUCACUCUCUGCUGAGUGCCUCACAUCCCUCGCAGAUAGCUGUGGCUUGGAACACGUUCUCAAUGAAGGUCUAACAUUUGCAAUGGACUCGCAGAAGAACCCUAAAGUCCAGUCGGAGAUGUUCAAUUGGAUGUCUAAUGCGAUUAAGGAAUUUGGCUUUACUAUGAACGUGAAAACAAUAGUCGUACACGCCAAAAAAGCGCUCUCGGCUACAAAUCCCAAUGUGCGGACGUCUACUAUUAACUUUUUGGGAAUACUGUCCCUCUACGUCGGACCAUCUCUCCUGAAUCAUUUCGAUAGUGAAAAGCCAGCCACAAAGCAACUUAUUAGCUUAGAAAUGGAUAAAUAUGCGAAUAGUACGCCUCCUUCGCCAACGCGGCAAAUAGGAAAAGUGAGUAAGUCUGCAAGCAAAGCCUCAAUGGGUGAUGAUAUCGAAGAAACCGACGAAGCCGUCGACGACGAGCCCGUGGUAGUAGAGGACAACCGGCCGAGAACUGACAUAGCUCCUCUCAUUACUGACUCGCUGGUCGCUGAGAUAAAUGAUAAGAACUGGAAGGUUCGUAACGAAGCGCUAGAUAAAGUUAAAGUUAUAAUAAGCAAUUCAGCGCCUAUAAAAUCUACACUCGGUGAGCUUCCUGCGGCCUUGGCGGCGAGAUUAUUGGACUCCAACUCAAAGUUAGCACAAAGUGCCUUGCAAAUAUGCGAGCUGAUCGCCACUUCAAUGGGUCCAAGGUGUAAACAACAUGUUAGGACGUUCUUCCCGGCGUUUUUCCAAGCAUUCGGCGACAGCAAGCAAUGGAUCCGCGCGGCGGCGGUGUCGUGUGUGGACGCGUGGUGCCGCGAGGCGGGCGCCGCCGUCGCCUUCGAGGCGGAGAUGGUGUUCGACGCGCUCAAGGCGGGCUCGCCGGUGCUGCGCGCCUCGCUGUGGCAGUGGCUCGCUGAGAGGCUGCACGAGGUACCGCCUAAGUCGAUUCCCCGUGAGGAGUUGUCAGUGUGUGUGCCCAUUCUGUUCGCGUGCUUAGAGGAUCGCGCGGCGGACGUGCGCAAGGCGUCGGCGGACUGCGUGUUGCCGUUCAUGUUGCACCUCGGCUACGAGCCUAUGCACAAACAGAUGGACAAAUUGAAGCCUGGAUCUAAAUCAGUAGUCCAAGCGGCAUUAGAUAAAGCCAGACCAAGCUUGCCAGUGCAACCUUUACCAACAAAGGCCAAGAAAGACGAGCCGAAAGGAGUCAAAUCUGCAGGAGCUCUUAAAAAAGAGGCAGAGAAGAAAGGUGGACCUGCUAAAUCUAAGGUUGUGAAACCAACUUCAGCCGCUAAUCGGAACAAGAAAGAAGAUGACGACUGCACGCCAUUAUUACCGAAUAAUAAUGCCAAAAACCAGCGUAUUAUUGAUGAUCAAAAACUAAAAGUACUUAAAUGGAACUUUACGACGCCGCGUGAGGAAUUCUUUGAAUUACUCAAAGAGCAAAUGAACAGCGCUGGUUUGAAUAAACAACUAGUGGCCAACAUGUUCCAUAGUGAUUUCCGAUACCACUUGAAAGCAAUCGAAGCUCUAUCAGAAGACCUUCACGAAAAUGGAUCGGCUCUAAUGGCGAAUUUAGAUCUAGUGCUCAAAUGGCUGACACUACGGUUCUUUGACACCAACCCCUCAGUUAUACUCAAGGGGUUAGAGUAUUUGACUCUAGUGUUCCAGUACUUGAUAGAUAGUGAUUAUACAAUGGCAGAGUAUGAGGCUAAUUGUUUUAUACCAUAUCUCGUGUUGAAGGUUGGUGAUCCUAAAGAUACAGUUCGAAAUGGUGUGAAAGCUCUGUUCAAACAAAUUGGUAUGGUUUAUUCCGUCACUAAGCUAUUUGGGUAUCUGAUGGAGGGCUUGAAAUCAAAGAAUGCCAGACAAAGAGCAGAGUGCCUGGAAUGCAUGAACCACCUGACGGAGACGUACGGGUCGUGCGUGAUGUCGGGCGGCGGCGCGGCGGCGCUGCGCGAGCUGGCGCGCCACAUCGGCGACCGCGACAACGCCGUGCGCUCCGCCGCGCUCAACUGCGUCGCCACCGUGUACUUCCUGGACGGCGAGCGCGUGUACAAGAUGAUUGGACAGAUAUCAGACAAGGAUUUAUCUCUACUCGAAGAACGAAUCAAACGCGCGGGUAAAAGCCGUAGUGCGGAAGAACGGAGGUCUAUGGUAGUGCCAUUAUCUGCCUCUGGAAGACCUAUCCUGCAAGUUCCUGAGCAGGAUAAUGACAGAGCAAUGCAGGAAGAGCCGGCGCCAUCUGAAUAUGAAGAGGAAGAGAUUGAUGAGCCGCCACCGCCGCUGCCACAACAGCCUGUCAUAGCACCAGAGCCUAAAGUAAUAACAGGUCCGUUUGGACUGGAUCCGGACCUAAUAGCCAAAUUGGAUGCGGCAGUGCCUGUUCUACGUAAACCAGAUUUACCUGAACUAGAUAUCAAGUUCUUGGACGAGCCCGUGCCAGCAUCUACUCUGAGGAAUGUUAGUGCACCCGUAAGACCCAGCAUGGUGACAAUGUCCCCGCCGCGCCACGCGACGCCGCACCCGCUGGUGACGCCUGCGCACAAACCGGCCAUAGACGAUGCGCAGCUCGCAGACACCAUACACUCUAUAUCUAGUCCUGAUCUUAAUGCGGCGAUCCGAGCUCUAUCCCUCAUAUCCGGAGCCCUAGUGUCGGGGCGCGGCCCCGCGCUGGCGGCGCACGAGGCCCGCCUGGUGUCCGCCAUAGCGGCGCAGUUGAGGCGCCUUCGCACGGCGCCGCCCACCGCCACAUCAGCGCAGCAAACUUUACCAGCCUAUAAGUAUUUGGCUGGAGCUUUAACGACGUUUUACGAUACGGCGGGUUGUGGGAAGCAAGUAGGCGAGGGCGCGCUGCGGUCGCUUCUCGGGGAGCUCCUGCUUGUGCUGGGGGCGGCACCCUCCACGCCGUGCCCUACGGCCGAUGCGGAACGACUCGUGCGCAUACUGAACAACGUGUGCGUACGCGUUCUGGAACAUUCGCCGAGAACUGCUUUGUUAUGCGCAAUAGUAUCUCUCCUCCACGACUCAAUAGUAGAAUCUGACCCAGCUUAUCCGCGUUACCAAGAUCUAUUAUUAAAAUGUUUCUGGAAAACUCUCAAAAUGAUCUCAACAUGGGAUGUGAACUCCAUCGAUUAUGAUGCAGUACUAUACAAAAUUCAUUUGUUUUAUAAGGCAUAUCCUAAUAGCUAUUGGAAAAAGAAUCCGGAAAUAAGCGAUACACCAUAUAGAACUGUCAAAACAUUGGUACAUACUCUUGUUAAAAUGAAAGGGGCGUCCAUAACGAAUCAUCUCACCCAGAUACCUGAUGUUAACGAAUCCGAUCUUUACCCCUACUUACAUAAAGUUCUUAAGCAAUUAAAACUCGACGAACGUAAAGACACGCAGUCGGACAACAUCAACGGAGGGCUGCCGAGUUCGGUGGCAGUCAAUAACUCUGCUCUGAACACAGGCCGCCUGCCGCGCGGCGUGCACGAGGAGUUGGCGCUCAUACUAAAGCGUAUUGGCUCUAAGGAACAUAAUAGAGAUGCUUUGUCACAGUUGUAUGAUCUACGGGAGCGCCACCCAGAAGUCGAUAUAUGGACGUUCAUGCAAGGCUCGUCGUUCUACUUCCGCAACUACGUGGAGCGAGGCCUGCGCGAGGUGGCCGAGCAGAGGAAACUCGCAACCGUGUCCAUGUACAAGAGCGAUUAUAAAGCAGAGAACAUCGACAUUAGCAACGAAAACGACGAAAAGUCACAUGUGAUUUUCUUGGAGAGGCUUAGAGCGUUACAGGCUAAAGCCGGCCUAAAAACAGAAUCGAACCCGUCGUCCCAACCCCGCACACCUGUGAACGACAACCGAUCGCUCGCCGACUCGAUCAGCGAGAGCACACUCCCACGCGCGCACAGUAUUGAUCCACAGUUAGAGCUCCACACGACACCACAAGUAUCACAAAAGAACGAAGCGGCGGUCGACGCCCUACGUCUCAAGCUGCAGCAGAUCAAAAGCUCCUCUAAGAGA